Pieris rapae (cabbage white) is the source of this 612-nucleotide messenger RNA. RefSeq names its product protein SREK1IP1. The coding region runs from base 93 to 488 and encodes 131 amino acids. Gene Ontology annotation, molecular function: nucleic acid binding; zinc ion binding. The record is from RefSeq and is a predicted model, not a curated record. The transcript has 3 exons. NCBI's taxonomy places the organism in Eukaryota, Metazoa, Arthropoda, Insecta, Lepidoptera, Pieridae.
AGUUCUGUCAUUGUCAUAACGCAUAACUAACGCCGAUUUGAAGUCAUUAAAAGUUCAAUUAACGUUUCUUUCUAAGAUUUUAAGAUGCAGAGAUGUCUAAUUACACAGAUUUAAUAAGUAAAAUUGGCAAGGAUAGUUCAAGAGCUGCAUGUAAAAAGUGUGGUUACGCCGGACAUCUUACUUUCCAAUGUAGAAACUUUAUAAAAGUAGACCCAAACAAAGAAAUAGUACUAGACGUAAGUAGUACUAGCAGUGAUAGUGAGCAAGACUAUGCAACUCCACUGCAAAGUUUGCGGGAAGCUGAGCUAAAACAAAAGUUGGAGGAAAAAUUAAAAAAAGCAAAGGCAAAAAAGAAGAGUAAAAAAAGAAAAAGAGAGAGAUCCUCUAGUACAUCAUCUAGUUCUUCAGACAGCAGUUCCCACAAAAAAAAGAAGAAAAAGAAGAAAUCUAAGAAGUCUCAUAAAGAAAAAAAGAAAAAUAAGAGCUAAGAGAAGAGAAUCCUUUGUAUUGUUGUAAAUAUUAUACUUAAAUUGAAAUGAAAUAAAAUGUGUUCAAUGAGAAUAUUAAAUUGUCUACAAUUUUACUGACAGAUGAAUAAAUCUUUUAUAUACA